This is a messenger RNA of Manihot esculenta (cassava), 3486 nucleotides long. RefSeq names its product dynamin-2A. Gene Ontology annotation, molecular function: GTP binding; microtubule binding; GTPase activity. Bases 270 to 3029 code for a protein of 919 amino acids. The transcript is spliced from 22 exons. The record is from RefSeq and is a predicted model, not a curated record. Gene Ontology annotation, cellular component: microtubule; membrane; cytoplasm. NCBI's taxonomy places the organism in Eukaryota, Viridiplantae, Streptophyta, Magnoliopsida, Malpighiales, Euphorbiaceae.
AGGGAAGAGAAUUGAAAACACAAUUCAAAAGACAAGACCAUUUCCUCUCUAAAUAGACCCACCUCAUCUAUCCUCCCUCUUUCUUCUCCCCCUCUGUUUUCAAAUCGUUGAAAUUUAUAUGUCCGAUCUCUCUCGACUCCAUCAGAUCUCCUCCAAUUCUAGGGUUUUUCCAUUACUUGGAUCUCUUUCCCUUUUGCUCAGAACAUUUCUUUGCUCGUUUCCUUCUUUUAGAUCUUUGGAUCUUGUUAUUUUUGUUAAUUUCAAUUGAAAUGGAGGCGAUCGAAGAGUUGGGGCAACUCUCAGAGUCCAUGAGGCAAGCGGCGGCUUUGCUUGCUGACGAAGAUGUUGACGAAAACCCGAGCUCCACUUCUAGACGGAGUUCUACUUUUCUUAAUGUUGUUGCCCUUGGCAAUGUUGGUGCUGGUAAAUCUGCAGUUCUGAACAGCUUAAUUGGACAUCCUGUUCUGCCAACUGGUGAAAAUGGUGCUACCCGUGCCCCUAUAAGCAUUGAUUUACAGAACGAUGGCUCUUUGAACAGCAAAUCAAUUAUUUUGCAAAUUGACAAUAAAUCCCAGCAAGUUUCUGCAAGUGCUUUACGACAUUCUUUGCAGGAAAGGCUGAGCAAGGGGUCCUCAGGCAAGAGUCGGGAUGAAAUAUAUUUGAGACUGCGAACAAGUACAGCACCUCCUCUGAAAUUGAUAGACUUACCUGGCCUAGAUCAACGUGUCAUGGAUGAGUCUAUGGUUAGUGAAUAUGGUGAGCACAAUGAUGCCAUCUUGCUAGUUAUCAUUCCUGCGGCCCAAGCACCCGAAAUUGCUUCCUCUCGGGCCCUUAGGAUUGCCAAGGAAUAUGAUGGAGAAGGUACCAGAACUGUUGGUGUAAUUAGUAAAAUAGAUCAAGCUGCUUCAGAUAAGAAAACUCUUGCAGCUGUUCAGGCUCUUCUGUUGAACCAGGGUCCAACAAAAACUGUUGAUAUUCCAUGGGUUGCUUUAAUUGGGCAAUCAGUUUCAAUAGCUUCUGCACAGUCAGGAUCUGAGAGCUCAUUGGAAACUGCAUGGAGGGCAGAGAGUGAAAGUCUUAAAUCUAUACUUAGUGGAGCCCCUCAAAGCAAGCUAGGCAGAAUAGCUUUGGUGGAUGCUCUGGCACAUCAGAUUCGCAAGCGUAUGAAAGUUCGGCUACCGAACCUCAUUUCUGGGCUACAAGGGAAAUCUCAAAUAGUUCAGGAUGAAUUAGUAAGGCUUGGAGAGCAGAUGGUUGAAAGUUCUGAGGGCACAAGAGCUAUUGCAUUGGAACUUUGCCGUGAGUUUGAGGAUAAAUUUCUCCAACACAUUACAACUGGUGAGGGUGCUGGUUGGAAAAUUGUUGCAAGUUUUGAGGGAAAUUUCCCUAAUAGGAUCAAGCAGCUUCCUUUGGACAGACAUUUUGAUAUCAACAAUGUCAAGAGGAUUGUAUUAGAAGCGGAUGGUUAUCAACCUUAUCUCAUAUCUCCAGAAAAGGGUUUGAGAUCCUUAAUAAAAGGAGUUCUUGAGCUUGCUAAAGAGCCAUCACGUCUUUGUGUUGAUGAGGUACAUCGUGUUCUGGUAGAAAUAGUUUCUGCUUCCGCUAAUGCUACAUCAGGACUAGGAAGAUACCCUCCUUUCAAGAGAGAGGUCAUUGCUAUUGCUACUACUGCUCUUGAGGGGUUCAAGAAUGAAGCAAAAAAGAUGGUUGUUGCACUAGUGGAUAUGGAGCGGGCAUUUGUGCCUCCCCAGCACUUCAUCCGUUUGGUGCAAAGGAGGAUGGAAAGACAGCGCCGAGAGGAGGAGCUUAAGAACCGAUCUUCUAAAAAAGGGCAUGAUGCUGAGCAAGCAAUUCUAAAUAGGGCAACUAGUCCUCAAACAGGUGGUCAGCAAACAGGGGGAAGUUUGAAAUCAAUGAAAGAGAAAACCAAUCAGACAGAAAAAGAAGUGCAGGAGGCUUCUGGUUUAAAGACUGCCGGUCCUGAAGGAGAAAUAACUGCAGGUUUUUUGUCAAAGAAAAGUGCAAAAAAUGAUGGAUGGAGCAAGCGAUGGUUUGUUUUGAAUGAGAAGACGGGGAAGCUUGGGUACACAAAAAAGCAAGAGGAGAGACAUUUUCGUGGGGUCAUCACAUUGGAGGAAUGCAAUAUUGAAGAGGUUCCAGACGAAGAACCUCCCUCAAAGAGUUCAAAGGAUAAGAAGGCCAAUGGACCAGAUUCUAAAACACCCAGCCUUUUGUUUAAAAUAACUAGCAAAGUCCCCUAUAAAACCGUAUUGAAAGCCCACAGUGCUGUUGUUUUAAAGGCUGAGACUUUGGCUGAUAAGGUUGAAUGGAUAAACAAGAUAACAAAAAUUGCAGAACCUUCUAGAGGACAAAUGAGGAAUGCUUCUCCUGAAGGUGGUUCUACCUUGCGACAGAGUCGUUCUGAUGGUUCUCUAGAUACAAUGGCUCGAAGGCCUGCAGACCCUGAAGAAGAGCUUCGGUGGAUGUCUCAGGAAGUGCGUGGUUAUGUUGAAGCAGUCUUGAAUAGCUUGGCUGCUAAUGUUCCCAAAGCCGUUGUUCUUUGCCAAGUUGAGAAGGCGAAGGAAGAUAUGCUAAAUCAGUUGUAUAGCUCCAUCAGUGCUCAAAGCAAUGUGAGGAUUGAAGAGUUGCUUCAAGAGGAUCAGAAUGUAAAGCGCAGGAGAGAGCGUUAUGUAAAGCAGUCCUCUCUUCUUUCCAAGUUGACACGCCAACUCAGCAUUCAUGACAACCGGGCAGCUGCUGCUUCCAGUUGGUCUAAUGGUAGUGCAGAAAGCAGCCCCAAGACGAAUGGACCAUCAGGUGAUGACUGGAGAUCUGCAUUUGAUGCAGCCGCCAAUGGUUCCGUGGACUAUGGUUCAUCUAGAUCUUCAUCUAACGGUCACAGUCGACAUUACAAUGACUCGGCUCAGAAUGGUGAUCUAAGCAACAGUUCAAACUCGGGCAGCCGUCGUACUCCUAAUCGGUUGCCGCCUGCACCCCCCCAGUCUGGAUCCUCGGGUUACAAAUAUUAGCAGCAGAUGGCAGGUCGACAGUUCAUAUUUUCACAGCAUUUUUGGUGGGUGGGAUUUAAUAAAAGCUCACAUCAUGUUGAUAUUAUCAACGGGUCAUUCCAUAUUCUAUUUGAGAAUCGGUCGCAGAGAAGAGAGGGUGGUUUUGCUUUGUGUACAUAAGACUACAGUUCCUCCGUCAGGUUUUUACCUCAUGCCCUAAUUAGAUCAAUGGAUUCAAGGUGUUCUUGAAAUCCAUUUCUUAUAUUUUAUAUACGCUAUAUUCUUUUUCUUUUUUCGUUCGAGUUUUCAUUUGUUUUUCGUUUUCUUUAUUCUUGCCUCAUUUUUUGGACACUUAGAGAUAUAUUCUGCUUUGUAAUUUCUGAGCAUUAUAUAUAGUCUGGGGUGCAUUGUAAGGGAUCAAUACUCUUGAAGUUGGGUGUUAUAGUAAAACUUUCCAUUGAAAUUUGUUUCUGCUUCA